Molecule: messenger RNA, 936 nt
Organism: Staurois parvus
Lineage: Eukaryota; Metazoa; Chordata; Amphibia; Anura; Ranidae
Source: the annotation of a GenBank genome assembly
AUGAACAGCUGGCUGGUGACGAGGUUUGUGCCCUCCAUCUAUACCGUGGUUCUCCUCGUGGCUCUUCCUCUCAAUAUAAUGGCGAUCGUCGUGUUCUUGGUGAAGGUGAAGGUGAAGAAGCCGGCAGCGGUGUACCUGCUGAACCUAGCCACUGCUGAUGUUCUCUUUGUUAGUAUUCUUCCCUUCCACAUCGUAUACCGAUUCUCAGGAAAUAACUGGGUGGUGGGGGAAGGGAUGUGCCGAUUUGUCACGUCCAUGUAUUUAAGUAACAUGCGUGGAUCUAUCCUGCUGAUGAUGAUGAGUAUCAGUGUGGACCGGUUCCUGGCUCUGGUCUACCCAAUCCAGUCCCUUCCGUGGCGCACAGUGAGACGAGCCUGGCUGGUGUGUUGCUGCAUCUGGGCGAUAUCGAUGGCCAGCACCGCGCCGAUUCUCAUAGCGCAACAAACCCAAACAUUUCCCGACCUAAAGAUCACAACCUGUUCUGAUGUUCAGGAUGCCGAAUUGGUUGAAAGGUUUCAUGUUUACUACAUUUUCCCCUUUUUUAUCUCACUUUUAUAUUUCUUGCCUUUAAUUAUCACAACCUUCUGUUACAUUGGAAUCGUCCGCAGUCUCAGCGCUCCAAAAAUGAAGGGCGCCCAGAAGAGAUCCCGAGCCGUCCUCCUGUCUGUGGUUGUGAUGUGUGUGUUUGUCCUCUGCUUUGGCCCAGCCAAUGUCAUUUGGUUCAUGCAUUUCCUGAAGGUCUAUCACCAAGCCGGCAACUUCCUGUACAUCGUCUACGUCAUCAGUGUCAGUAUGAGCAGUGUCAGUUGUUGUCUGGAUCCUCUGAUCUAUUACUAUGCAUCCUCCCAGUGGCAGAGACACGUGUACAGCCUGCUGGGAUGGAAGAGAGAACAUACACCACCAGUAGACCAGCAGCGGGUCCUCCUCCACCAGUAG